Messenger RNA from Bemisia tabaci, 394 nucleotides. The record is from RefSeq and is a predicted model, not a curated record. NCBI's taxonomy places the organism in Eukaryota, Metazoa, Arthropoda, Insecta, Hemiptera, Aleyrodidae.
AUAUAUGGCAGCCGGUAAGCAUGUAGGUAAAGUCCUCAUCAGAGUCAGAAAUGAAGAACCUGACUUGUAUGUCAAACCAGAAUUUAUUCCCCAAGACUGUCUCCCGAGGUUCAGAUGCACAGCUAACUUUUCAUUCAUCGUCUGUGGUGGUCUGGGAGGAUUUGGCCUAGAGCUAGCAGAUUGGCUCAUACUUCGAGGGGCAAGGAAAAUUGUACUGACAUCUAGAGUGGGUCUGCGCACAGGGUAUCAAGCAAGUCGAAUUCGAGUUUGGAGGUCAUAUGGUGUGGAAGUUGUCAUUUCAACGGCUGAUAUCACAACUCACCAGGGCGUUGAGUUGCUGCUGAAGCAAGCAAACGCACUAGGACCUGUCAAGGGAAUUUUUAACUUGGCUGUG